Messenger RNA from Aspergillus affinis, 1095 nucleotides. RefSeq lists its product as uncharacterized. Lineage: Eukaryota; Fungi; Ascomycota; Eurotiomycetes; Eurotiales; Aspergillaceae. The transcript is spliced from 2 exons. The record is from RefSeq and is a predicted model, not a curated record. The coding region runs from base 1 to 1095 and encodes 364 amino acids.
AUGCGAAUACCUCGUCGUUUGCCGGCUCUGGGCAAGGAACUGGCAGACAUCUCCCUCGACCCCAUUCGUUCGGCGGAGGGAGGCUACGUCGCGAAAGCCGGCGUAGAAGUCCUUACGUCCUACAAUCUACUGAGGGAACUCAGGGGAGAAGGAGCGAUGGUGGUGCCUGGGUUCCCGCCCAUCUGGGACCUCGACAAUAUGACCACGGAUGUCAAACCCGAUAAAGGGAGAUACGUGACGGACCCCGCACGGGCUCGGUUUCCUCGGUUUCCUCUGGAGCCGUUGUUCCGGGCAUUGCGGAUCAUGAAGCCGGCGAUGAAAUUGAACGAGAUCGACGUGAUCUCCGAUCGGCGCAAUCUCCGCGAGUUAAUGAACUCAACGGCUGGCACAAAUCCGCAGAGGCCUUGCCGCGUCGGGAUACGAGUUGUAAAAAACACAAUAUUGUUAUCCCGUGAGGUGAACCCAAAGACAUUUGUUGUACGUCGCAACUCCGAUGAAUGGGGCUAUGAGUUUGAAAAGGCGUAUACCCGCCAACCGUUUUUCCUCAAGAAUAGCGAAACUCACCAUCGGGCCAUUAGCUAUACGCUAGGGGAUGUCAGGACCAUUGUCCGAUACGAGGUCGAUGGCUGCAUUGCCUCUGAAAAAAUGCUUUACAACCAACCGCCUGCAUCCAAGGCUGGAAGAACUUCAAGGGGUGACCCAAUCCUCCAAUGGGGGAGGUUUGUCGAUCCGUCACGAAUUGUUGAGAUAAAAACGGGAUCCCGGAGAACGAGGUUCUACACCGGGCAGAUUCUAGAACAGCUUUGGCUUGGUGACACACCCUUUCUCUGUGCUGGGAGACACACCGAUUCCGGCUUGUUUACAAGAAUCACUCAAGAGAAUUGUAUAGAAUCGGGAAAGCUCAGGGUGUGGGAGGAACGCAACCAGGACAAAUUGAAGAGGUUUGCCGCAUUACUUCGACUCAUUGUGGAUACGGUGCGUUCAGCAUCAUGCGAAAGCUGCGCGCUAGUUGUAUUGGGAGAUCGAUUGAAAUUCUUUGAAGUGCCCAACCCUCAUGAGAGAGUUCCUAUCGAUUUGGAGUCUAUGUGGAACUAG